AAGCAGUGUUCAUAUUCAUUAUUCUCUCUUUCGUUUUGAUGUGCAGAGAGAGAGAGAGAGAGAGAGAGAGAGAGAGAGAGAGAGAGAGAUCCGCAUUCCCCCACUGAGCAGUAAAGCAGUAUCAAUACUGUGCUGAGAUUUUGGAGGAGGAGGAAGAAGAAGAAGAAGAGGUAGAGAUUUCAAUGGGGGAAGAAAUGGAGCAACUGGUAAACAUGGGUUUUCCCGACGAACUGGCGGCGCAAGCUUUAGCUGCUACCGGCGGUAAGUCUACUCUCAAAGCCACGGAAUGGAUUCUCACACAUAAAUCCUCUUCUUGUUCUUCUCCUUCACCUUCACCUUGCCCCAAGCCCAAUCUCCCUAUUUCGAACCCUAAUGUCCAGCCCAAGCUCGACCGCUUCUUCCUCUUCCAGUCCCGCCCUCCGACCACGCCCUCCGCUGCGCUUCCUCAAUCGGUUCAGAAACGAGACCCUGCUGCUAUCGAUUCCGACGUUGCUGACCUUAACCUCCCCCAACUCUCCUCUAAGCGUCCGAAACUCUUGUCCUCCUCGAUCGUAUCGGUACCGGAUUCUUCUGCUGGGAAGGGGAAUCAGCCUCCGGACGAGCCUCUGUCGGAGCGGAUGCGGCCUCGAAAUGUCGAUGAUGUGGUAGGGCAAGAUCAUCUACUGGCGAAGAAUUCGAUACUUCGUUCUGCGCUGGAAUGUAAUCGAUUGCCUUCGAUUAUCCUUUGGGGUCCGCCUGGUACAGGUAAGACCUCCAUUGCCAAAGCUAUUGUAGGUUCCACUUCUUCUUUCUCUCAGUCUUUUCGAUUUGUGUCCCUGUCUGCUGUGACUUCGGGCGUUAAGGACGUUAGGGAUGCUGUUGAGGAAGCUAGAAAAACUAGAAUCAAGAACAAUAAGAGGACUGUUUUGUUUCUGGAUGAGGUUCACAGGUUCAACAAAUCCCAACAGGAUUCCUUUUUGCCUGUCAUUGAAGAUGGAAGCAUCAUCUUCUUGGGUGCCACUACCGAGAAUCCUUCUUUCCAUUUGAUCACCCCUUUGUUGUCUAGAUGUAGAGUUCUUACACUUAACGUAUUGAAACCCCACCAUGUUUCCGUGAUUUUAAAACGAGCUAUUGAUGAUUCUGAGAAGGGACUAGCUCGAACUAUUUCCAUGGGGGUUCAGGUUGGGGAUGAGGCCAUUGAUUUCUUAGCUGCUAAUUGUGAUGGCGAUGCCAGGACUGCUUUGAAUGCAUUGGAGAUCUCUGCUAUCACUGCUGCAGCCCGAUCCAACCCCGCCCAAAUUGACGAUUGCAAUGUAGAAGAUGCCAACGGGAAUGCCGUAAGGAAUCGAGGCGACACGGCCUCAUCAUCGUCUGGGGCCGUUGUUACUCUUGAUGAUGUGAAGGAGGCACUCCAAUGUAAGCAUCUUGCUUAUGAUAAAGCAGGGGAGGAGCACUACAAUCUCAUAAGUGCACUUCAUAAAUCCUUGAGAGGGAGCGAUGCAGAUGCUUCAAUUUAUUGGUUGGCAAGAAUGUUGGAAGGUGGAGAACAGCCUCUGUAUAUAGCUAGAAGACUUGUAAGGUUUGCAAGCGAAGACGUCGGGUUGGCCGAUCCAUUGGCUCUGAAUCAGGCUGUUUCUUGCUAUCAAGCCUGCCAUUUCAUUGGCAUGCCCGAGUGCAAUGUCAUUCUCGCGCAAUGUGUGGCUUACUUAGCACUCGCCCCGAAGUCAAUUGCGGUGUACCAAGCCAUGGGAGCUGCACAGAAGGCUGUGAGGGAAUCAGUUGGGCAAAAUGAAGGCGUGCCUCUUCAUCUUAGGAAUGCUCCAACAAAGCUGAUGAAGGAAAUUGGAUAUGGGAAAGGCUAUAUUUACACCCCAGACAAUCCCUCCGCAGCUCAAAGCUUUCUUCCACCAUCUCUUCAAGGUUACAAAUUUCUCAACUGGCCAGAAUCACAAGGUACACAAAAAUGACCAGUUAACGGUAAGUUUUCUGGUGAAUACCUGUUUUUUGGGACUUUUAACUUUCUUUUUGUGGAGCUUUAAACAUUUUAGUCCUUUUUCUGUUUGCCAUUUUCUUGGCAGGUCCUUAUCAUUGCAUUAAUGUUGAUGUUUGAAUGUAAUGAUGAAUUCUGUGUGCCCCAUCUGUCUAUCAAUGCCUUGAUUUUGUAUUGUUCCA
Cucurbita pepo subsp. pepo (vegetable marrow) is the source of this 2151-nucleotide messenger RNA. RefSeq names its product AAA-type ATPase family protein. NCBI's taxonomy places the organism in Eukaryota, Viridiplantae, Streptophyta, Magnoliopsida, Cucurbitales, Cucurbitaceae. Gene Ontology annotation, biological process: DNA-templated DNA replication; DNA synthesis involved in DNA repair. Gene Ontology annotation, cellular component: nucleus. Gene Ontology annotation, molecular function: ATP binding; enzyme activator activity; DNA binding. The record is from RefSeq and is a predicted model, not a curated record.